ACAAAUCAUAAUAUGGCUUCCAAACCAGGCAUCCUUACAAACUGGCCAUGGAAACCUCUUGGGAGCUCCAAGUUCGUGAUUCUAAGUCCAUGGAUUGGGCAUAGCAUAUACACUUUCAUAUGGGGUGAAAGGGACCCAGCGUACCAUAUCAUAUUCCCUUUUAUAUUAAUCAGGAUGUUACACAAUCAAAUUUGGAUUUCUGUCUCACGUUACCAAACUGGAAUAGGCAAAGGAAGAAUUGUUGACAAAGGCCUUGAAUUUGAACAAGUUGACAGAGAGACCGAUUGGGAUGAUCAAAUUUUGUUCACUGCACUCUUACUUUGUAUAGGACACAAAAUAUUUCCUAUGGCUUCAAACUUACCAUGGUGGAGAACAGAUGGUGUGAUUCUUACAACAAUAUUACAUGCUGGACCAGUGGAGUUCUUAUACUAUUGGUUACAUAGAGCACUUCAUCAUCAUUAUUUGUACUCUCGUUAUCAUUCUCAUCAUCAUUCUUCAAUUGUCACUGAGCCUAUCACUUCUGUAGCACACCCAUUUGCUGAGCACUUGACAUAUUUCACACUUUUUGCUAUACCAAUGUUCACAACAUUGGUAACCAAAAGAUCAUCUAUGGUUGCACUAUAUGGCUAUAUCUUUUACAUUGAUUUCAUGAACAACAUGGGUCAUUGCAACUUUGAGUUCUUCUCUAAGAAAAUCAUGUCCACCUUUCCCCUUUUGAAGUAUCUCUCAUACACACCAUCGUAUCACUCACUACAUCACACAAAAUUCAGGUGUAAUUACUCACUUUUUAUGCCUAUAUAUGACUACAUAUAUGGUACGGUAGAUAAAUCAACACAUGUUACAUAUGAAGCCUCAUUGAAAAGACCAAAAGAGUCACCAGAUGUGGUGCACUUAACACAUUUAACCACACUUAAUUCCAUCUAUCAAUUGCGAUUAGGUUUUGCUUCCUUAGCUUCCAAACCUCAAACAUCUAAAUGGUACCUCAAUUUAAUGUGGCCCUUUACAAUGUGCUAUAUGCUUAUGACUUGGAUUAGUGGACGUGCCUUUGUUUUAGAAAGCAACACCUUCAAUGAUCUCAAGCUACAAUGUUGGCUUAUACCAAGAUUUAAAGCACAAUAUUUCUCAAAAAGGCAGAGCAUUUCAUUGAACAAUUUGAUUGAAGAGACAAUUGUAGAGGCUGAGUUAAAUGGAGCAAAGGUGAUAAGUCUAGGACUUUUAAAUCAGAAACAAGAGCUUAAUUCACACUGUGAAUUUUAUAUUCGAAAAUUUCCACGAUUAAAGAUAAAAGUUGUUGAUGGCAGUAGUUUGGCCGCUGCUAUUGUGAUGAACAACAUUCCUAAAGGGACAAAUGAGGUGCUUUUACGAGGCAAGUUUAACAAGGUUGCGCUUGCCAUUGUCAAUGCUUUAUGCAAGAAAAAUAUAAAGGUAGCUGUACUAUAUAAGGAUGAGUUUAAAGAGCUUGAACAAAGGGUCAUAGUGUCAAAAGGAAGUUUGGCUCUUUCACCAAUCAAUACUCCAAAGAUAUGGUUAGUUGGAGAUGAAUGGGAUGAAUACGAGCAAAUGAAAGCACCAACAAGUUCAUUGUUCAUACCAUUUUCUCAUUUUCCUCCAAAGAAAAUGCGAGAAGAUUGCUUCUACCAUUAUACACCAUCAAUGAUUACACCUAUUACAUUCAUGAAUUCACACUCUUGCGAGAAUUGGCUUCCAAGAAGAGUUAUGAGUGCAUGGCGUAUUGCUGGAAUAAUUCAUGCCUUAGAGAGAUGGAAUGUCCAUGAAUGUGGUUAUACUAUACUUAGCCUCGAGAAAGUAUGGGAAGCAAGUAUUCGCCAUGGCUUCCAACCUCUAAAGACUCUCACUCAUCAAUCAUGAGUAAUGGGUUCAUAUAACAUUAUUGAUAUACAUUCUUCUAGUUUGACUUUGGCGAAGAAUAAAAAUAUGCAAAAGUUAAUUAUGUAAUUUGGUUGACAAUCACUUGGAGUUUAUGGUGCGCCCCUAAUAACAUUAUGUUUAGAGGAGAAGUUGUUAACUUGCGAUUCUUAAUGGAUCAGAUUAUAUAUCUAUAUUUCCUGGUUUUGCUUUAUAGGUAGAUAAUAAGUAUGUCCUCUCUUGUUUUUUCAAAUUGGUGUAAAGAUCCAUUAACUUGCAUUUUUAGCAUCUAAUGGUAUCUUUAAGAAUUGUAAGGGUUGAGUACACCUAGUACUCCUUAUAAUUCAAUUUUUUUCUUAUUUUAAAAAAAAUUUCUUCUAAUUGAGUUAUCAAAGUUUGUUUUACACCAUCACAAGGAAAAUGUUCACCCUAAUUUUUUAAUUCUAAGAUUUCAAUAAUAUUUAAAUUUUCAGGGUUUCUUUUACAUCAUCAAUGUGAUCUAUAAAUAUUUUUUCUUUCAAA
This is a messenger RNA of Trifolium pratense (red clover), 2388 nucleotides long. RefSeq names its product very-long-chain aldehyde decarbonylase CER1-like. Bases 13 to 1869 code for a protein of 618 amino acids. The record is from RefSeq and is a predicted model, not a curated record. Gene Ontology annotation, molecular function: iron ion binding; oxidoreductase activity. Lineage: Eukaryota; Viridiplantae; Streptophyta; Magnoliopsida; Fabales; Fabaceae. Gene Ontology annotation, biological process: lipid biosynthetic process. The transcript is spliced from 10 exons.